UCUGUGCAGCGUUAGAAACAUUUUGCCAUCUAAUGCAGAAAGGAAAUUGUGUGAAUAUUUAUUCAUUUAUUUAUUUAUUUGUGUUCUGCGUGGAAAAUCGUCCCUACGGCUUGGCGUACGCCCUGGAUGCUGAAGAUCUGCGCGUGUUCAGAAAGGAACUGAGCAGGUUUUUAGAAUAUUAAGUCGACUGUCAACGGCAGACAACUGUUUUUGUCCGGUGUCUUUACUUCUAGAUAUCCAAUGACCUGUGUGACUGCUAUUCAUAGACGCAUUCCAGCAUGUGUGGUUAAACUGCUCUCUUCUUUCAGUGGGACUUUAUUCUCAGAAUAUAUGAGAGGCUGUGUUUGGCGGCUUCUGAUUGGCUGAGAAUGAAUCAAUGAAACAUAUCUGGUGAUAUCAGAUCUAAAUUAAAAUAUUUACUUAUUUGGCUUGAGACUUAUUUAGUUUUUAGAUUUUAUUCAAGAAUAUAAUCUGAACUCAUUGGGGAAAUUUUUCUUUUCUUUUUUUUAAGAAAAAGAAAACAAGUUUGCUUUAUAUCUUGUUGUCUCAGUGUUUCUAAGGCACAAUCUCGAACUUUUUCACUCUUAUCUUUUUUUUUCUUUCUUUUCUUUCUUCUCUACAUCCACAUCUCCCUCCCUGGUCUGCGGUCUCUUUAAAUCCAAAUCCAGUGGACGAGAGCUGCGCGUCCUCACAAACUCUGUCUGGCCGCUGAGAUUGCCCGCACUCCGCCUGAUAAACAGCUGCUUACCAUUUAGGGCACUUCACAAACUUUUCUCCCAAACUCCUCGAAUCCGGGACCAUUUUUUUUUCUUUCUACGUGUGCGUGCGUGUGUAUGUGCGAGUCUGUGGAUGUUCAGAUAUAGAAAGUCUUGCGCCGCUGGAAGCACAAGUCUGGAUUCUAGGUUUGCGUAAUGCUCAGGCGUCCUCUCUUCAACAUCUGGAUUAACUAUUUGGAGUCGCAGCUAGCGGCCCUGCUCAAACUUCUGGCCGUGUAGCAGUUUCUUCUAUGGAAAAACUCUUUUUAUUUUUUUUACUCUGGAAUUUAACCUGAUAAUCCGAGUUUUUGCGCAUAGAUUAUGUAUUCUUUAAAAUGGGUGCGAACAAUGGAAAACUGUAUGGAAGCGAGGGUAAAGGGAGCUCAAGCAUCUCCUCUGACAUAAGUUCGAGCACAGAUCACACACCAACUAAAGCCCCGAAGAAUGUGGCUACCACCGAAGGUCUCGAGUCCAGCACCAGAACUCUGAGCACGCCCAGCCCGGGUCUGAUCCUGCCGUCCAAAUCCUCCUCCCUCUCCUCCCCGGCUCUCUCCAGCAACGGCCACGAGACCAACUCCUCGUCGUCGUCCUCAGCCCCCGCUGAGACCAUCGCCGUGAUCCACCCUCAGCCCGGCGCUCACACCCGCUCCAGACAGUCCAAAGGCCACCACCAUGCCCCCAUCGACCUCCUCCCCGACCACACCCUCCUGCAGAUCUUCUCCCACCUCCCCACCAAUCAGCUGUGCCGGUGCGCGAGGGUGUGCCGCCGCUGGUACAACCUGGCGUGGGACCCGAGGCUGUGGAGCACCGUCCGGCUAACGGGGGAGCUUCUCCACGCCGACCGCGCCAUCAGGGUCCUCACCCACCGGCUGUGCCAAGACACCCCGAACGUGUGCCUCACCCUGGAGACGGUGGUGGUGAACGGCUGCAAGAGGCUCACCGACCGGGGGCUGCACGUGGUGGCUCAGUGCUGCCCCGAGCUGCGUCGCCUGGAGGUCGCCGGGUGUUACAACAUCUCCAACGAUGCUGUGUUUGAGGUGGUGUCCCGCUGCCCCAACCUGGAACACCUCAACCUCUCAGGCUGCUCCAAGGUCACAUGCAUCAGCCUCACCCAGGAGGCCUCUCUCCAGCUGUCCCCCCUGCACGGCCAGCAGAUCUCCAUCCACUACCUGGACAUGACCGACUGCUUUUCCCUCGAGGACGAGGGCUUGCGAACUAUCGCCUCCCACUGCCCGCGCCUGACGCACCUGUACUUGCGCCGCUGCACCAGACUCACGGACGAAGCCUUGCGCCACUUGGCUCUCCACUGCCCUUCGAUAAGAGAGCUCAGCCUCAGUGACUGCCGCCUGGUGGGGGACUUCGGCCUCCGCGAGGUGGCUCGCCUCGAAGGGUGCCUGCGCUACCUGAGCGUGGCCCACUGCACCCGCAUCACGGAUGUGGGCAUCCGCUACGUGGCCCGCUACUGCCCGAGGCUGCGCUACUUGAACGCGAGGGGUUGCGAGGGGCUCACGGAUCACGGCCUGGGCCACCUGGCAAGGAGCUGCCCCAAACUCAAGUCCAUGGAUGUGGGCAAAUGCCCGCUGGUGUCGGACAGCGGGUUGGAGCAGCUGGCCAUGUACUGCCAAGGCCUGAGGCGAGUCAGCCUCAGAGCCUGCGAGAGCGUAACGGGCCGAGGACUCAAGGCUCUGGCGGCCAACUGCUGCGAGCUGCAGCUUCUCAACGUGCAGGACUGCGAGGUGUCGCCGGAGGCCCUGCGGUUCGUCAGGCGCCACUGCCGGCGCUGCGUCAUCGAGCACACGAACCCCGCUUUCUACUGAGGCGCGGAGCUCUCGGACUGCUCUUCUGACAAGUGGAUGUUCUAAUAUUCCUGCUAUGGCAGAGUCGAUUGGCCGAUGCGUCGGAGCUGGUGUGCAAUACUGGCCAGAAUUUGUCUUUUGUUUUUUUUUUGUUUUUUUUAAACGCGCUCGUGGCUGUUAAUGCUGUCCUUUUGAAAACACUUCCACAGAAUGUAUUUAAACGUAUUUAUCUGGAAAAAAAAAAAAAGGCAGAAAAGUUCAGUAUUUUACUUCUUCCCCAGAAUCACCAUGUAACAACACUGAGCACUGGGUACAGCUGUGUUACCAUUUAAAAGCAUUGUAAUAUAUAUUUUCUAUUUUAAAAAGUCAUCACAUUAAAGCCCUGAAUCAUAAUCCUUUAUCAUACAUUACUACAGCUAUUUAUAAACAGCAAGUAUCUUCAGACUAAAGCUGGAUUUGUGCUUCUGCAUCGGAGGAUUCUGCUCGGGUCGAGGGGACAGUCUCUCAGAAAACAAACGGGUCGAUUUGGGGAAGCGUAACUGCUCGCGGCUGCGCGGGCUACGGCGUCGAUCCGUUGCAGAAGUAUAAACCCGGCUUAAACCACUGAGAAUGUAGCAGCAACAAAGCGGACCCGCUGAUUUUAAAGUACACUCCGUUUCACUUUUCUUUGUGUUGUGUGCACUUUACGCAACUGUACUGACAAUCACUCUGUGUUAAUGAAAGGUUACUGAGGGGGCUUGUACUGCCAAAAGCAAAUGGUUGUUAAAAAUAAACAAGAACACAUUGCUGCUGUAACUGUGCCAAUAAACGUCUUCUAA
Molecule: messenger RNA, 3369 nt
Organism: Mugil cephalus (flathead mullet)
Lineage: Eukaryota; Metazoa; Chordata; Actinopteri; Mugiliformes; Mugilidae
Product: F-box/LRR-repeat protein 7-like
Exons: 4
Coding region: 1091-2572 (493 amino acids)
Biological process (GO): SCF-dependent proteasomal ubiquitin-dependent protein catabolic process
Cellular component (GO): SCF ubiquitin ligase complex
Molecular function (GO): protein binding
Source: RefSeq, a predicted model, not a curated record